Molecule: messenger RNA, 1472 nt
Organism: Rhinichthys klamathensis goyatoka
Lineage: Eukaryota; Metazoa; Chordata; Actinopteri; Cypriniformes; Leuciscidae
Exons: 2
Coding region: 132-1382 (416 amino acids)
Source: RefSeq, a predicted model, not a curated record
AAAUCAUACAGCUGCUAUUGACAUGUAUAGCCUAAUGCACCACUUACACCAAUGUGUUUCAUUCAUUAGAUAGCUAGGAAUAAAUCAUUUUGUGCAGGUUAGGGUCAUGCUGCAGCCAUGCAGCUGCCCUUAUGUUUAAAGUUGAGCUGUGGGUCAGGAUGGGAAAGACGGAGAAGUGUUGUACUUCAGGGACAAAUAUGUGGCUCCACUCAUCCAAGAGAGAGGUGAAGCCAGCCAGACUGAGUAAGAUCAGCUUCAGAAAGCCUAAGAGGACAGACACCCAACUGCAGCCAGCCAGAGCAAAGCGUAGAAAGAACAAUGUGAAAGAGCUGACAGAUGAAGACAUAGCAGAUCUGAAAGUCUUGGCACCUAACGCAGCUGUGCUUACUAGCAUGGACUUCAGUGACACUGAUUCUGCAUCCGAAUCCGACACAGAGACCGGAGACCUGCCAGAGCCACUGGUAGCUCUGUAUGAUGUCACUCUGAGAGGCCUCUGCCCAAAUAAAAUACAAGAGAGAAGUGAAGAUACCUUUGCAAAACUGGGGCGAGAAUUAACUAACGAGCAGUGUGUGAACCUUGAGUUUACAACUAGAAACCAGUCCCAGUCUCAGGCCUGGCACACACACAGAACUGGCAGGAUAACAAGCACAACCCUACAUCGUGUCUGCACUGUAGAAACCGAAAAGGCAAAAACAAACCUUGUAAAACAGGUUAUGCACUACAGCAAUCAGGACUUGUCCCAUGUCCCAGCAGUACUUUGGGGAAGAGAUAUGGAGGACACAGCCAGGAGACAAUACACAGAAAUAAUGAAAACACAACAUCACAACUUUGACGUGGAACUCUGUGGUCUUGUUGUGAGGUCUGACAAACCACAUCUUGGGGCAUCGCCGGAUGGAAUGGCACACUGUACCUGCUGUGGGAAAGCAGCUGUAGAGAUUAAGUGUCCAUACAAAUACCGUGAUGGUCUGAUGGGCAGCAGUGAGGACACACAGUUCUGCUUAGACAAAGCACUACACCUAAAGAGGAAUCAUGAAUACUAUCAUCAAGUUCAACUUCACAUGUUUGUAUGCAACAUCCAGUACUGUGACUUCGUAGUGUGGACAAAGCAAGAUGUCACUAUCAAUCGCAUCAACAGAGAUGAAGAAAUGCUGCAAGCAGUCCUGCCGAAAGCUGAAGUGUUCUUCAAACAGUGUGUUUUGCCUGAGCUGUUAACGCGCCGCAUGGAUCCACUGAUGCAAGCACCUACAGUCUGCCCACACUGUGAAAGACCAGACUUUGGGAUGAUGAUUGACUGUGCAAAGUGCAAGAACCAUUUCCACUACACAUGCGCCAGAGUAAGGAGAAAGGUUGUGGAGUGGUACUGUGAACAGUGCAAAAAUUAAUGAGUCAGAAUGAAGUGUAAAUAGAAACAAAUUAUUUAAUACACACUAGUAUUUUACAUCGAAGCACAAUCAAAAAAAAAAAAAUGUACA